Messenger RNA from Chilo suppressalis (striped riceborer), 8444 nucleotides. The record is from the annotation of a GenBank genome assembly. Lineage: Eukaryota; Metazoa; Arthropoda; Insecta; Lepidoptera; Crambidae.
GAAUAUUAAAAAAAGUAAUGUCACAAUUUAUGGCGAGUUUCUUGUGUUGAUUCUCAAUUUGCUUUUUUAGCAAUGGAAUUUUCGCGCAAAAUUUAGUUUUUAAAUAAAAAAUUACUAAGCCAUACCAUAAUGGAAGAGGAAUUUAUUGAAGAAGAAAUUGAUGGAUCCAUUCAUAGCAUUCAUGUUCGCAAUUUCUUCUGUCACGAGAAUUUGGAAAUAAAUCUAAAUAGAAAUGUUAACUUUAUUGUUGGUCGUAAUGGUAGCGGUAAAAGUGCAAUAUUGACCGCUUUGGUUGUUGGUUUAGGUGGUAGAGCUUCAGCCACUAAUCGAGGAAACAAUCUUCAUUCUUUUAUAAAGAAAGGAGCUAAUUCAGCUACAAUUGAAAUAAAAAUAAAAAACAGCAGUCCUAAAGCCUAUAAGCAUAAUGAGUAUGGAGAUUUUAUUACAAUAAUUAGAAACAUCACUGCAUCAGGAGGAUCAAGUUAUAAAGUUAAAUCUGCAACAGGGGAGGUAAUAUCAACAAAAUUCGAAGAGGUGAAUGCUAUCAUAUUAGCUCAUGAUAUUCAAGUAGACAACCCGAUAUCAGUUCUUAAUCAAGAUGAUGCUAGAAGCUUUCAUGCUUCUGAUGCUAAAAAGAAGUACUCACUAUUCAGAAAAGCAACAAACCUGGAUCAAACAGAAACCAAUUAUGUCCGAGCCCUUGAAAACUGUAACAAAGCUACUGCUAUAUGGAACAGAAAGAAUGAGGCAAGUUUAGUGUUAGAAAAGGAAUACAAGAAAUGGAAAGCUAACCAUGAACAACUUCAGUCUCGUGAUGAAAUUGAGGCCCAGAAAAAAGCUUUACAAAAUGAGUAUUACUGGAGUGAAAUAGCAGAUUUUGAAAGAGAAGUUACAAUGGUACAAAAUCAGUAUGACAAACAAAAAAUUAGAAUUGAACAACUUGUUGAGAAACUUAGUAAAAUGAAUCAGCAUUAUGGUGAUAACACUGAAGCUAUUGAUGAACUAAAAUCGCAACUGGAUGAAAAGACGUUGGAAAAGACAAAUCAAGAGCAAGAGUUGCGAGCUCUAGAGACGGAAGUGCGACGCGAACAGGCCGAGUGGCGAUCACAACAACACGUGGCCAGCAAGCACGCCGACCUGCUGGCUAGGGAGACGCGCAAGGUUGACGACCUGGAGAGAGAGAUCAACAAUAUCGGGUCUGGGCAGUCGACGCAGCACCGUGCGGAGUUGGAGCAGCGCGCAGAAGCUGCUGCGGCGGCGGCGGCUGCGGCGGAGGCGCGGUACGCUACCCUGCAGCACGACUCCACGCAGGCUCGCGCCGCCGCCGCGCACCACGCCGCCGCGCACGACCGCGCCGCCGCCGCCGCCGCCUCGCACCGCGACCGCCUCCGACAACUAAAGCAACAGCUGCGCGAGUUGGAGUCCAGGGGGAACGACUCGUUGGCUGUAUACGGCGCUAACAUGGUGGAGUUGUGCCAGCGAGUGAAGCAAGCCGUCGCCAGGGGAGAGUUCAGUGCUCCGCCGAGGGGGCCUGUCGGUGCAUAUUUGAAGGUGAAAGAAAGGAAAUGGGGCGGUGCAAUCGAACAUAUAAUUGGAGGGUCCGUAUCGUCGUUCUGUGUCAACUCCCCGGAAGACUCGAGAAAACUGUUCGAAAUUAUGGGACAAGUGUACGGCAAAGCGAAUAAGCCGGGCGUGACUUGCAGCAAGUUCCUGCCUCGUCAGCACGACGUGAGACGGAACAAGGUUCGCGCCGGCUCGUACAUAUCCGCGUUGGACUCGCUGGACAUCGGCGAUCCUGUCAUCGCUAACUUCCUCAUAGAUAAUGUCCGCCUGGAAGCUGUGCUGCUUGUGCCGGAACAUGAGGACGCUGUCCGUUUAUCCGACACGGUGGAGAACGUACCAGAGAACUGUUCGCGCGUCGUAACUCUUGACGGCAGCGAGUACCAUCCCGCGCCCAACUACCGCAGUUACGGGGGCGCCGCGCACCACAGCCGCUACCUGCAAGUCAGCACCGCCGAGAGGAAGAGACAAGUGCAAGCCGAAAUACAAGAAGCGGAAGUAAAACUUAAAGCGCUUGAAGCCAAAGCGGAGGAGUUGAACCAGGAAGUGCGCUCCGCUCGCGAGAACGAGCGGGAAACGUCACGAGCGUUGCAAGCGCUAGUCGGCGAGCGACACGAGCGAAACGAAGCCGCUAGAAAUGCUAGCGCUGCGUUGGCCAAUUAUCAUGCGCCGCAUCAUGCUGUGUUGCUGGAAGAAUUAAACGUGUCCAAGGAAAAGCUUCGCACAUUGAACGAACAACUGGAUGCGUUCAAGCAAAAGGAGCGAGAGUUCAAACGCAAAGUAGACGCUCAAGAGGCCGACAUGAGGCAGGUGAAGGGAAAACUGGCGCAACUCACCGCCGCCUGCAGGACACUUAGUGAGGAGAUAGAACAAGAGCAGUUGAAGUUAGAACGUGGCGUCUCAGAGCGGCAAGCUUGCGAACUAAAACUAAGAGAAGACCGAAGCAAAAUAGCUCAAAUACAAUCAUUAUUGGAAGAAAAAACCGCGCACGUCGAUAAACUGACGCAGGAAGCGCUGUUGCUGUGUCCGCGGGUCGUUAACGCUAGAGACCGCGCAAUAGUGACGAACGAACUGAAGAAGACCCAGCUGAAAUUGAGCUCGAUGCGAGUGGAGGGGCUUAGUAAGGCGCAGGUGGCUGAGAAACUGCUCAGCGUCGAGAAACACUACCGACGCACCAAGCUCACGCUCGAACGGCUCAAACGGCUGAUAGACGAGAUCAAGAGUACGACAGACAAACAUCUCAACUUCUGCCAUAGAGUACAAACUUAUAUAGCCCGAAGAGUUCAAUACUGUUUUCAGUCUAUAUUGACACUGCGUGGUUAUUCGGGUCGUAUGGAGAUAGACAACGCUCGCGGUUCACUAGAAAUAGUUUGUACGGGACGGGAGAGCGGUAACAAACGGCACGCGGCCACAACCUCCUCGCUGUCAGGAGGGGAGAGAUCCUAUUCCACCGUAGCCUUCAUUAUGGCGCUGUGGGAGUGCGUGGAGCUGCCCUUCUACUUCAUGGACGAGUUCGAUGUGUUCAUGGACAACGUAAACCGCAAGAUAGUGAUGGAGUUGUUGAUCGACCACGCACUCAAGAACACGAGCCGGCAGUUCGUGUUUCUCACGCCGCAGGAUGCGUCAGCCGUCACUGCCGGCCCGCAGAUCAGCAUACACUUAAUGGCUGAUCCUCGCCCUUAGCGUGCAAGUUAUAUUUUUUUUUAUUGUUCAUGUGUUUGUUAUUAUGUCACAAACCAAAGACAGCAUAAAUUACUUUUUACGCUGUUUCUACAUUCCGCACAUUGUGGCAAUUGAAAUAUCAAAGAAAGAAUUAUCUUUUAAAAUUGUUUAUAUUUUUAAUAAAACCAGAAAUACAAUCAACACCGUAUUUUAUUUAAUACUAUAAUCCUUGAAACAUUCAUACAUCGGAAAUACGCACAUCAAUGUGAUCUAUGCAUAUUUAUUGCACAAGGGACAAAGAUUACUCCGAACAGAUUUGUUUAUGGCUUUCGGUUGAACUGUCUAUGAGAUCACACACACUUUAGCAAUGGAAAUACAAUUAAAAAUAUCAACUAAAUUAGGUUUUAUAUUAGUUUUGAAUUAUUUGAUAUACAAUUACUUAAAUCUAAAAGUGCACUAAGCUUAUCUUAAAUGAAUAUAGUUACAUUUUAAUUCAGUAUAACAAGUCUUAAGUCUUAUUUAUAAGGCGAAGUGCCUUAAGAUAUAAGCGUAAUCGUUGGCCUUAAUUCUACGAUCAAUUCUCUAUGCCUACUGCGUCUGGCUUACUAGCAACUACAAACUGUUCAUCAGAGCUUAUUAUUCCCAAAAGACGUUUUGAGAAUAAAUAACAUCAAUAUCUAUAAAGUAUUUUAUUAAUGUAAUUUUGUUGAUCGUAGUCGAUUUACAAUCUGCAAUUCUGACAAUCUAAAGCAAUAGAAGAACAAAGUAACAAGAAAAAGUUAACAGUGAUGCGUGAGUUUGUUAAUAAUGUAUAAAAUUUGGUAUUGAUCUGUUUUCUUUAUUCCUUACCACUACAGGUUGUGGUGUACAUGUUGGAUUUUUCAAAAGAUUCAGCAUUCCAGAUAUCUUAAAGUAGCGAAUAUUUAUUCUUUGUUGCAUAAAAGUUGCAUUUAAAAUAUGACAAAGGUUCCAAUUCAAAUUAUAAUGAAUUUUAUUUCUUUCAUAUGAAUUUCAACUUGUUUUUUUUUACAUAAUACUACUGUGCCGUGAAAAGCAAGCAGUUUUUAUCAUCAUGAGCACUUGGGACAGAUAGAUUAUUAGAUGUGCCUAGGGUCACAGAUCUCUGUCAUAUUAAAGUGUUUAUGUCUAAUUUUAUAACAUCAACACCUUCAAAUUUUAUAGGCUUAUGUCUUUGGUUAAAAGGACAAUCGGCAAAAAAUUUAUUCCACUUUUGUAAUACCAAGAAAAAUAAAUUUAAUUCGACAAAAAAUAAAUCAGUCUCAUGAACAAUGUGUUCAUUUAUCAUCAUCAUGCUAUAAAUUAAGAUAACGUUAAUUUUUAUUUACAUUACAGAAUACUAAGAAAAUUGAAACUAAAUUACUAUGGUGUACUUUUCUACUACAAUAUGAGUUUAGUGUACAACUUUCGAUAUUCCACAUGGAUUUUGGCUAUUAAUUGAUUUCAAAAUAAGGUUUAUCCCAUAAGGAUUCAGCUAAAAUAAUUUAUAGAUCUUUUAACACUUACGUUUACACCUUAAUAGUUCGAAAAAAAUAAUAGUAUAAUGAGAAUACCAGUAGAAGCUUAUCUGUAACAAGGUGAAAUUUCAAAAGUACAACAUUAUAAAAGAAUAAAUAAUAUGCUUAUUAGAUUUACAACAAUGAAAUAUACAAUUUGAAUAUGUUAUCCAGUUUAUAAGUUAUUUUUAAAAAAAUCUCACCCUGCAAUAACUCAAAUUAGUUUACUUAAGCUAAAAUGAUGAACAGAUACUUUAAACUCUUAUUUUUUGAAACUUAAAUGAUUAAGGUAUUUGCAAAUAUAAAAGAUGAUUAAGUGAUUGGAUUGCAAUGCAUUCACUUUUAUAUACAAAAAUAUAUAUGACGAAAAACAAUAUAUAAAGAUUUUAAUGAACAUGCAAUAUCUAUUUUGAAUCUGUAAGGGACUACAGUACAGUAUUGGUUACGUUUUCUAGUUUACUUCGUUAGUAACAAUAUUUUUUAACAAAAAUUGUACAAACUUAAGUUUGGAAUGUUUACUCAAUAAGAGAAAUAUUGUUGUUUUGGUCGAACAGAUUCAUAAGAAACUUUUAGAAAAGAAAUGUAUUCCUAAAAAAUUACUAGGAACAAUGUGUAUUAGGAUUUUACAUAACUGUAAAUAACAACCAUGGGUAUUCAAUUCAGUCUUGAAAACUGCUAUAUUGUUGAAAAAAAAGUAAGGCUCCCCUUCCUUUGUAAAUUCACAAUUUGUCUAUUGAUAAUAAUUUGUAGUGGUAUGAUUUCUAAAACAUGUCAUAGUGGUUGAAUAUUUUAAUCAUCCUGUUUUUGUAACUACCUAUAUGUAUUUGACAAUUUAUAAGUCAAAAAGUUAAAAUCAUAGCGUCAAUCAAGUAAAAUCAAAUAUGAUUUUAGAAAUCCUCUCCAGUUGCUGCUUUUCAAUCAUAUUAAUGAAUUAGUCACAUGCAACAUGCACAGCUGUUAGCCCGAAUUCAGUGUAUUAAAAGCUGCUAGUUAUUAUACAAUCAGUCCUAAUCAGUAUGUUAGAAACACACCUCGUUAGCAUAGUAACGCAGGAGGAGAGAAGUAAAUAGCUAAAUUGUUAUAUGAACAUGUUCUUCAAAAAUCAUAACUUCCAAACUAUAAACAAAGUAGAUCUACAGAAGUAACAGAGCCUUACUUUUAGCAACAUUUAAACAAUUUCAUUGAGUGCAUAAUCAAUAAAAUUAUGCAAUGAGACAAACGCGGAUCAAGCCAAAGCAAUAUCCAAUUUUCCUUAUAACCCGCAACGGUGUUGACUAGUUUCGGUAUUUAUAUAGUAACGCAAAAAUCUAAACCAACUUCGACCAAAAUUAGGGAAAUAUCGCUUAGAAAGUCUCGGCCCGGAAAAACAUUCGAGAGCAAUAAAUUCGAGUCAGUUUUCCUGAUUAGCACAAAAACAGCUAAACAAUUUAAAGUACUAAAAAUUUCACAAAUUUAAAUACUUUAAUUGAUAAUACGGGCGGACUUUUCAUACUAGAAAAAUAAAUUUUAUCCACGGAUUGUAGUAUCAGCCUUUAAUUUAUCAAUUUCAUUGCAUUGUCUUAACUGAAUCUAUGCCGGAAAAAAGAGAAACCUAGGCGAGUCCAUUUCCUUGAUCUCAAAUGUAAAUCUGAACACUAUCACGGGAUAUUAUUCAAGUUUUCGAGUGAGGCAACAAGGGGUAUGAGAGUAUGUACUUAAUGAAAGGUAUAGUGCGAGAAACUUAAUGGCGGCUGUGAAGUAAGCGCAAUUGGUGCAUAGAGGUAUAAGAAUAGCGUGGGGAAGGCGGCUCUUAAAGUGUCCGUCUAGUAGAAAAAGAAAGAAGAUAAGAGACCGCUAGCUAUCUCUCUUGUGACGCAUGGCAUCCAAUGGCAUCACAUCAAAAUAGUAAGAUGCUUACGGUUGCCAAUGCGCAUGAGCGAUUAGAGAGAAAAGCUAGUGGUCUCUCAUCUUCUUUCUCUUUCUAUUGGAGGGACACUUCCACUUGUAGUAGUCUAUAUCUCCCCUACGCUAUUCUUAUACUUCUAUGAAUAGGCAGCGCAGUAUAUGAAAUAUACAUGAGCGUAUUGACAUAAACAAUGGACUGAGCAACACUCGCAUAAAAUUGGCAAAUCUUUAAGGGCUGAAACUGCGGUAAGCAGACGUCCGCGCAGAUGGUUUCAAACAAAAAUUGGCCCCAGACGGAGAAAUUUUGUACGAUACUGCGUGUACGUCCGCUUAACGCAGUUACAGCCCUAAAAAGAUAAUAAACAGCUAUAACCUAUACAAAUUAUGGACUGCCCGAAUGCUUCGUCUCUCACACUUACUUGUGUUUUAUUUUAAAGCGACCAGAGAACAUUCAAACCAUUCAAAUGUUUGUAUGAAUACGAUCAUUUGUAUCCAAGGCCUAUGGCUGUUUAUAAUAAUUAUAUUUCUAUCAAAAUAGUACUUUUUCAUCUUUGUUGCAUUAUAUAAUAUGUAUUUCUAUCCACUAGAAUCCCAUAACACAAGCUUUAUAGUGAUCACUUUGGUGCUAUGUUAAUUCAUGUGUUAAGAUUCUUUUAUUUAUUUAUUCCGUAUGUCUGUUGAUGCUCGCAAGGUUUCGGUGAAACAUGCGCAUUGUUGCACUCAUUGCUAACUCGAAAACAUCCCUAAAUUUUGAAUCGGACUUUUAAAUUUUGGCGCUCAGUUCAUUCUCUAUUUCGCAAGGAUUCACUUAUAGUCCAAGGCCCGUAUUACAGAAUGAUAACUAAGUGUUGAUCUUUACUUGAGUACAGUUAGAAAGGGAUUUCGCUAUAUAUAGCGACAUCCCUUUCUAACUAUGCUCAAGACUAGAUCAAUCACUGAGAAUAUUUCUAUAAUACAGGCCUAAGAGCCGGUGGGAGAUCGACCUUCACCGAUCUGAUAACUCGAUGAGACAUAUUUCAUAUCAAAUUCUAAGGCCCGUAUUACAGAUUGAUAACUAAGUGUUGAUCUUUACUUGAGUACAGUUAGAAAGGGAUGUCGCUAUGUGCUAUAUAUAGCGACAUCCCUUUCUAACUAUGCUCAAGACUAGAUCAAUCACUGAGUAUCUUUCUAUAAUAUGGGCCUAAAACUUUAUAGCUUGGCAAUAAUAAUUUGUGAACGAUUUUUUGCAGGCAAGCCUAUAUGAUUGGUUUUGUAAUUAAAAUAUCUCACUAUUGAUAUAAAUUUCGAUUGGUUAACAGAUCGGUGUAGUUACCUAUAUUGAUUAACCUGUUCACAUCCGCUUGCUACGUAACCAUGUACAGAAAUAAGUAGGCGAGCCUACCUUGGCAUGUUCUGUGUGUUAAAAAGUAUCAGUUGAGAUACUACGAGAACUAUCAUUCGGUUAUCAUAAGAGUGAAGGUGAUGAAAGAAAAUUGAUAAAAAUUAAUUAAAUUAAAAAUAGCUAUGAACACUUUUCGAUAGGUAAGUAAUCAGAGGCAUAUUUUUUUAUAAAUUUUAAUUGAUAAAAAAUAUGUCUCAUCGAGUUAUCAGAUCGAUGAAGGUCGAUCUUAUACGGUCUACCCUACUAUUAUUAAAACCUCAUUGCUGACUUCACAACUUCCAAAAAGUUCGUAUCGCACUCUAUAUUGGCUACUCUUGCGCUUCGUAUACUGUGUGGGUGUGCCUGGUGGAAGGUGUCUUCGUGGGUGUGGUUUUAGGGCUCUUGUGUCCGGACUGCGGCGGCGUCGGGGGGAAAACGUGCGAAGUACUAGCGGUCUCACUCUG